Messenger RNA from Oryza brachyantha (malo sina), 2174 nucleotides. Its product is annotated as inositol 3-kinase. The coding region runs from base 336 to 1535 and encodes 399 amino acids. The transcript has 2 exons. Gene Ontology annotation, molecular function: kinase activity. The record is from RefSeq and is a predicted model, not a curated record. NCBI's taxonomy places the organism in Eukaryota, Viridiplantae, Streptophyta, Magnoliopsida, Poales, Poaceae. Gene Ontology annotation, biological process: myo-inositol hexakisphosphate biosynthetic process.
GACACAGCUCAGCCGCAAACGCGCAAGGAUGGUGGCCGGCGAAGGCGGCCGAUCCCCCCCGGGGACGCCGACCCAACGGCCCAGAUUGAAUCACAAGCUUCCACGCACCGCCGGCGUCAGCAGCGGCAGCGGCCACCGCCGCCGCUCCAGCUCACACGUGCGCCGCCGCCACGUGCCGGCCGCACCACGCUCCGCCGCGGCAUCUGUAAAGCCCCCCUUGUCGCCUCCCGGAACCGGCGCCUUUUAUUCCCGCCUCCCUCCCUCCACGCGAUGCCGUCGCGCCUCUCCUCUCCUCCUCUUCGUCUUCCCCCACGCCCGCGUCCCUUUCUGCAGCCAUGGCGCCGUCUCCGGCCUCCGCCGCCGCCGCCGCGAUGCCGGUCGCGGCGGAGCCCGAUGAGGCGGAGGUUGAGGUGGUGGGGGAGGAGGAGAGGGGGGUGAAGGGGGGAGGUGUUGCGGGGCUUGAGGGCCUCGUGGUGGGGAGCUACUGCCACGACGUGCUGCUGCGGGGCGAGCGCGUGGUGGGGGAGACGCUGGGAGGGGCGGCGGCGUUCGUGUCGAACGUGCUCGACGCCGCGGCGCCGGCGGAGGCAUCGCUCGCCGUGGUGUCGAAGGUGGGGACCGACUUCGCCUACGCCUCCGCGCCGGCGCCCGCGCACCACCCGCCGGUGAUCUGCGCCUCGCCAACGACGUCCUUCCACGCGCGCUUCUCCGACGCCGCCGCGUCGGCGCACGCGCCCGACCGGCAGCUCCGGCGCGUCCACGCCUGCGACCCGAUCUACCCCGCCGACCUCCCCGAUCGCCGCUUCGCCUACGGCCUCGCCGUCGGCGUCGCCGGGGAGGUGCUCCCGGAGACGCUCGAGCGGAUGAUCAGGCUCUGCCGCGCGGUGCUCGUGGACGCGCAGGCGCUGAUCCGGGCCUUCGACGGCGGUGGCAAGGGCGGGGCCGUACGCCACGUGGCGCUGGAGGCGACGCCGUACGCGCGGCUUCUCCCCCGGCUGGCGUUCCUCAAGGCGUCCUCGGAGGAGGCGCCGUACGUCGGGGUGGAAACAGCGAGGCGGCGGUGCUGCGUGAUAGUGACGGAGGGGAGGGACGGGUGUCGCCUCUACUGGGACGGUGGAGAGGCGCGCGUGGCGCCGUUCCCCGCUGUGCAGGUGGAUCCCACCGGCGCCGGAGACAGCUUCCUCGCGGGCUUCGCGACCGGGUUGCUUUGGGGGCUGUCGGCUACGGACGCCGCGCUUCUAGGCAACUUCUUCGGAGCGGCUGCUGUUUCGCAGGUUGGAGUGCCCACUUUCCAUCCAAAGAUGUUGCAGGCUGUUAAACAAAUACUUGAGAAGGCAAUAAAAGGACCUUGUGCACAUAUAAACGGCAAUACGUUUAAUUUCCAGAAAUCAAAUAUGCACGAUGAGUUACACGCAUCUCUUCAAGAAGCGGCGAGGCUGAUGUGUGAGCAGAAGCAAACUAGUCCGGCAACUGAAAACGGUGAUAUUUGUCCGAUAGAUGAACCGACUUCACAGCCAAGUAGCAUGCCAAGCUGAAGUUGGCGUUUUGAAAUAAUGUGAAACUUGACGUCCAGAUUCCAGUGACAUGUCAUUUGUGUAAACACAUGGCCGACAAAUGGUAAGAUCAUAAUGUAGGAUGCAUCUAUACUCAGCUGUCAUUAGCUGAUGUUCUCUGUUGAUUCGCUCUACUUGAGCUUGGAGCUGUAAACUCCUUGCUCUGGCUGAAGACAAGUACACAGGGAAGUAAAGAACGAACUUUGUAACCUGAAUCACCGGUGCAUAAAAUAAUGAGUUCGGUGUACAAGAAAGCUGAUAGCUCUUCUCGUGACAAACUUAACUUACAUCAGCUAUGGCAAGGAUAGCAGUAACAAAGAAGCCCUUGUGAAUUAAGCAAACUUUAGUCACACGAGAAUGUUGUGACAUUGUUCAAGUUUCGACCAGCUUUCACAAGUCAUCCAGACACUCGAGACAACUUAAUAAUAGUGUGCAUUGUAAACGAGAAAUGCAAUCGAUCAAGUCUCUCGGCUAGCGCAAAGCCAGCACUGUCAUUUUCAUUUUCAUAUGCGGUGUCAAUAAUCUAAUGUUACACCUCAAAGAUUACUUCUUCCCUUUUGAGAGAUCCAAGAUUGCUUCUUCUUCCCUUGUGAAGAGGGAUAAAUUAUCCAAAAAAAAAAA